This is a messenger RNA of Alternaria alternata, 747 nucleotides long. RefSeq lists its product as hypothetical. The record is from RefSeq and is a predicted model, not a curated record. Bases 1 to 747 code for a protein of 248 amino acids. Lineage: Eukaryota; Fungi; Ascomycota; Dothideomycetes; Pleosporales; Pleosporaceae. The transcript is spliced from 2 exons.
AUGCCUGCCAUUCCACGAUUGGGGUUCCAGGUCAUUCAUUAUCACAGAUCUUCCUUGGAUCCAGAUUCGCCGCUCAUCGUACAUUCUAUCGGCAUUUAUCACACCUUCGCCCUCGCCCAAGCGGUAGCCUUGUCCGAAUUACAGCGUACAUUAAACGAUUGCCUCCGCAUAGGAUAUCACGGCCGCUAUUGUGACCUGAUCGAUUGCAGUUAUCGGGGGUUGAUCACGGUGUGCAAGGAGAGUACGCUGGAUGGUUAUAUGUUCAUGCGCGAAAUUCCGGUGAGCGAGUUUCGCUUGGAGAAGCUCAACAUGUCGCACGACGCAUCACAGGCAGGAACACGUCUUGCAAAGGAGACCAAAACCAACACGCAAGUAAUCGAUACUGCAUGGCCACUCGUUAGGCUGCCCGCCACACCAGAGCAGCACAAAGAACCAACAACUCCGAAACGCAUAGCGAGGCGGGGAGAGCACGUUGUGAUGCACGAGCCCGCUCCGUCAUCUCCGCAAUUACCUCCACUAGGUGUCCAAUUCGACAAGGAACGUCAGCCAGAGUGGUCACAGACUCGCGUGCCAUGGUUCGACCGACGGGACGAUGCACCGUUCCGUAGACCGGGCCAGACGCCAUAUGCGCAAGUCAUGGCCUUCUCGACAGCUGCGCCUACUUCGUCUACAUGUUCUGUUCGGUUAGGAUCUGGGCACCGCAGCGAGUACACAACAGCAGCUUCCCGAGAGCCGAGCAACAUAUAG